Episyrphus balteatus (marmalade hoverfly) is the source of this 4458-nucleotide messenger RNA. RefSeq lists its product as uncharacterized. Gene Ontology annotation, cellular component: plasma membrane; signaling receptor complex; axon. Gene Ontology annotation, molecular function: calcium ion binding; transmembrane receptor protein tyrosine kinase activity; ATP binding. NCBI's taxonomy places the organism in Eukaryota, Metazoa, Arthropoda, Insecta, Diptera, Syrphidae. Bases 194 to 3859 code for a protein of 1221 amino acids. Gene Ontology annotation, biological process: positive regulation of kinase activity; protein phosphorylation; cell surface receptor protein tyrosine kinase signaling pathway. The record is from RefSeq and is a predicted model, not a curated record. The transcript has 9 exons.
UCUAAUAAUUUAAUUAACAAAAAGAAAUAAAGAACGUGAUUUAAAAAAGUAUCUUUUGUUGUUUAAAUCUAUUAACCUAUAGUUGAUUGGUAUCAUGUCAGUGUGGCAGUAACCUUCCACUGGUGUCAAAAUAUACCCAAAUCAGUGGACAAAUUGAGGAGUAAAUUUUUCGUAUACUAUUGGAUUAAACAUCAUGCACUUUUCAUUUGGAUUAAAAAUGGGGAUUGCUGUUACGGCAAUCAUCAUCAUCACCAUCAUCAACAAAAUCAACACCUGUGCUGGAUAUGAUGUAUUCUUUCCCCUAUCAUCAGUUCGUCUGACAAUACCUACCAAUGAGAAGGCUCUCAGCAUAUUCACAAAAAUUCCAUUUGGAAAAUUUCAAGUGGUUUCGUUAGCGAACAAUAGCCCUGCCGAUUCCGCCACAAACUAUACUUACAGCUUGGAGAAGAGUGACGAGGGAGAUGAGUGUUUACAAAUAAACAAAUGUACUGGCGAAGUACUCCUAACUGAAACGUUUCAAAACACAAAGCACAACUCGCGUUAUAUUGUAUCCGCAAUGACAACGCAAACCAAGCCAUCAUUUAAAAUGCCACAUAUGUCUGUCGAAAUUGUGCCAACGAACUCGACCGACUUUUGUGGACAAUUGGAAAAUCUGUGCUACUGGAGUGGAGCACAUUACACUGUGAAGGAGGAUAGACCUGAUGUCAGCUUUCGUCCAGUUCGUAUUGGUAGUUUGCGACCCAAUGGAUUCAACUAUUUGUGUUCGGAAAUUGAUGUAUCCUACAAGUUAAUGGCAUCUGAAUUUUUAACGGUGAAAGAAGGGAUAUUGUAUACAAAAAAGCCAAUUGACCACGAAUCCCUAAAUGUUUCAACUAAUGGAGUGUUUGCAGAUGUUAAGUGUAUCGCUGAAAAAUCACCUAAUGGAGAACCAAUGGAACUGAUUAAACGAAUUAAUGUUACAGUGUUGGAUAGAAACGAUAAUGGUCCAAAAAUUCAAAAUAGUAAGGACCUGCACUUUCAACUAGAAGACCCGCAUUUUCAAAUGGAUGACCCAAUCGGAGAGAAAAUUUAUUUCUUGGAUGCCGACACGCUUGAGACGAAUUCUCACAUAACUUACGAAGUUCACAACGAUAAAUUCAACUUAAUUCGUCCCAGUUGCAAUGCCUACGAAUCCGAUCAUAACGAGAAGCGAAGUUCAAUUAUUAGCUGUCAGUUAGUGUUUGCUCGGAACGGCUUACUCAACGUCACUCCUUACUGUUUUGCUUUGGAAGCAAGUGAUCUCACUAUUGACAGUAUCAAUCUACACGCGGCAAGAACAAAUAUUUGUAUUUAUACAGAUUUAAGUAAAAUCCAUGAAAUGAACCGUCCAACUGCAGAAGCCUUGCGUUCGUCACGACAACAUCGUAAGUCUUCAACAAUUGUUAACUCUGAGGAAUCACUUGUUGGGCUCGAAUUUGGGCGCGAAGCUCUAAGCAUUCUUCCAAUUACUUUUGCUAAAGAUGUUUAUGUGUAUAGAAAGGCCAUGGAGUGGAAUCGAGUUAUACAACCAGCAAACAUGGUGGAUCUGAUAAAUAUGACUAAACUCAAAUUUCGUAUUGAAGAGGAUCGUAGUGGAGCUUUUGGAAUCACUGAAAGAGCUGGUAUUUUGUUUGUUCGAAAUACAACAGCUUUAUUAAGUGCCGUAGAAACUGUAUACUUUGUCACUGUAAAUUGGACUGAUACUUAUAAUAGAACUUUUAUAAUAAAUAUUCAUCUUCGUGAUGGCCAUCCUACCAACACUUCUUGCGAACACAAAGAAAAAUCUCGCACUCAGACAUGUGCCCAGAUAAAAUCAGAAAAACAAUGUACCAAAUUCUGUGGUCUAGCGACGGACGGUGGACCAUGUCACUGGCGAGGUGUGAACAAUGGAUUUUCUCGAAACUAUGCAUCAUGUGUUCCAAAUAGCAUGUACUGCCCAGAUAAUAUUUGCGAUCCACUUGAAAGUCUCAAUAUAUUUGCGUGUCCACAAGAUUGUGCCGCUUCCAAUAAAAUUAUGGGACCUCACACGACAAACGAUAAUAGACGAGGAAUAUUAUCCGCUUCAGGAACAUGCAUAUGCGAAGACAACGGCAAAUGCUCAUGUGCUCCAUUAGACGACGAUGAUAUAGAUCGACCAAGAAAAGGUCGUAAAAAGAACCAAUCUAAGGAAUCUGCCAAAUUUAGUUCUAUGAAUGCGUCAACAAUUGAGCCAUCUACAGUGAUGAAUUCACCGGAACUAGUCUGUGGAACUUCCUGCCUUAUCUUGGCUAUAACAUGUCCAACUGUGUUGAUAUUAAUCAUAACCUGCCUAUUCUUUUCAAGGCGAAAAUAUGUUCAAAAGGCCAAAGGAAAAUCUUUAAGUCCAAGAGAUAUUCGAAAAGGUGAUUGUGAUGCCCGAAACGGCGAUCUUCCAUUGAUGCUAAUGGAAAAUAGUUUUAAAUUCGAUUCCGAUACUAAAUGGGAAAUAGCACGGGACCAAUUAAUAUUGGAUACAACACUUGGCGAGGGUGAAUUUGGAAAAGUUUUUAAAGGCUACGCCACUGACAUUCCCAAACAUCCUGGAGUUACGACAGUGGCAGUUAAAAUGCUUAAAAAUGGUGCAAAUUCGGUGGAAUACAUGGCUUUGCUUUCUGAAUUUCAAUUACUUCAAGAGGUUUCUCAUCCAAAUGUUAUAAAACUUCUUGGAGCUUGCACUAAAGGUGAUGCACCAAUGAUCAUAAUUGAGUAUGCUAAAUAUGGAUCGCUAAGAGGAUAUUUGCGCCUCAGUCGAAAAAUUGAAUGUGCUGGGGUGGACUUUACCGAUGGAGUUGAACCAGUAACUGUUCGUGAUAUCCUAUCGUUUGCAUGGCAAAUAUGUAAAGGCAUGGCUUAUUUGACAGAAAUAAAGUUAGUUCAUCGAGAUUUGGCGGCUCGGAAUAUUCUUCUAGCUGAGCGUAAAGUUUGCAAGAUUUCCGAUUUUGGACUGACAAGAGAUGUAUACGAAGAUGAUGCUUAUCUAAAGAGAAGUCGAGACAGAGUUCCCGUAAAGUGGAUGGCACCUGAAUCGUUAGCUGAUCAUGUUUAUACAACGAAAUCUGAUGUUUGGGCGUUUGGUGUCUUAUGCUGGGAACUGAUUACUUUAGGUGCUUCACCAUAUCCCGGAAUUCCUCCACAAAACCUCUACCACUUACUGAAAACUGGAUAUCGAAUGGAACGUCCUGAAAAUUGCUCCGAAGAAAUCUAUUCCAUAAUGCGGUCUUGUUGGACAGAUGAUCCAAAUGCCCGACCAUCCUUUAAAUACAUAGCAUCAGAAUUUGAGAAGCUUCUAGGAAACAAUGCCAAAUACAUCGAAAUAGAGUCGAAUGCAGUUUCAAAUCCAUUGUAUUGUGGUGAAGAUACAGAAAACAAGCCAAAUGACGAAUUUAAACUAACUAAUGAUUUAGGAGAGCCAGAUUGUCUUGACCAUUUGUGGCACUCGCCCAAGAUAAGUUAUGAUACAAACGAUAACUGCAAUAGCAAAGAGUCUGGAGUUUCUAUUAAUCCUGAAUUCCUUCCACCACCAGGAUAUGAUAUGCCGCGUCCUUUAAUCGAAGCCAAUAUAACUGAACAGAUUCUUCGAUAUGAAAAUGAUUUGCGAUUUCCAUUGAACGUUCGCAAGUCCAUACGUGGGAGUACGCCAAUAAUUGAUGCUAGCCAUUAUGCAGUCCCUGUUAAACGAGGACGUUCAUACAUCGAUAUGACCAAUAAAACUUUAAUUCCUGACAAUCUUAAUAACAACGAUGUGGAAAAGAAUAUUUCUAAGAAUAUAUCUUUUAGGUUUUCAAGUUUAUUAAAUCUUAAUGAACAGGAUAAUAUUGUGUAGGUAGGUAUUUAAAUGCAAGAGAGGAAGUUUAGCCAAAGAUAGAAGUAAUUAUAUUUAUAAUACUCAAUGUUUUUAUUGUCAGCUUUCCGUCUACCAGAUAAGAUACAAAAAUAAGUAAUUAAACGAAGUCAAUAUUAAAAUGUUUGCUUACACAAUAUAAUAAAUUAAUAGCGGAACAAACAAUAUUUUGUUUAUAUUAUUUGUUAAAUAUUCAUUACAAUUUUUUUGUGUUCUCUCAAUAGCGGUGUUUCCGUGAGACUUCCAAGUCCAGUCAUUAAGAAUUUAACAGAGUCAGUGCACUUACUAAGAAUAAGUCAUCUUUUUUUCAGUUAGUCAUCUUUUUUUUCAGUAAAAUUUUCGUGAAAAAAAAUUGCUCUACUUUGCUUUUGCUUAGUCAUCACGAAAACACAGCUAAUGUUAAGUUUGGAAUUCUUUUUAUGCUUAAGUUAAGGUUAUCCCUGUGUAUAUAUAAAUAAUGUCUUAAUUUUUGUAAUUUUCAUGAUGAAAUGUAAAUUAAAUUUAGUUUGUAAGAUGGUAUAAGAAAGCAAACAAUAAUGUUCCAAGUAUUUAACAUUUUGUACUCCUAUUUAUAAGAAAAA